Messenger RNA from Drosophila obscura, 7662 nucleotides. RefSeq lists its product as uncharacterized. The record is from RefSeq and is a predicted model, not a curated record. Lineage: Eukaryota; Metazoa; Arthropoda; Insecta; Diptera; Drosophilidae. Gene Ontology annotation, molecular function: protein binding. The coding region runs from base 1431 to 4835 and encodes 1134 amino acids. The transcript is spliced from 6 exons.
CCGCCAGGACACGCGACCACCCACAGCCGGACAGCGCGAAGUUCACAGUGCCCACAGUGCCGAGUAAAGAAGCAACAAACAUAAUUAGACCAUACCCGACAGCUGCCUCCCGCGCCCUCAUAAUUUGUGCAACUAAAACCAGAACCAAGACCAGUGCCCCACCAACCGUGAAGCAAACACAAAGCAAUGUGAGAUAACCAUAAACACAACCCAAAGGAAACGAGGCAAGCAAACAGAACAGAGCCAAACAAAAACAGUGCAAAGCAAGAGAAAAAACGAAUUUUAAACGUCUGCAUAUUAAUCAACGUGCUAACAACACGACGAACUGUCCUCGCCCCGACGACAGCCGGCACAGGAUCAACUCCUAGACAACUUAUCACAGAGGAUUAACGGACAGACAGAAAAAGAACACGGAGAGUGUACGGCAAGGCAGAGCUAAUCAACGGCCACAGACGUCGCUGAGGCCACUCCCACUUUUACUCCCACCAGGAACAGGAGGAGCAGCAGGAGCAGCAGCAGGAGCAGCAGCAGCAGCCGCCGCCUCAUUUGGCCACUGCGGAUUAUGUUAAUUAGAUUUUAUACACGCGACAACAACGGCAACAACGACGACAGGGGAGCACUUCCCACUGUAAUGUGACAACAGUUGGCCAUAACAACAACCAGAACAAAGCGCCAGAACAACAGGGACAAGGACAACAACAACGUCAGAGGAGCAGGAGCCAUGCUGUACGCUUUUUAAUUGACAUUUGCUCGAGUUGAGUUGCGUUUUGUUCAACAGCAAUUAGCUGGCGAAGGAAAACUUACCCGAAACAGCAAAAAUACAAAAAAACCAAAAAAAAAAGAAGACGGGAAAAAAGCCAGGAAAAGAGAGUGGGGGAAAAUAACAAAAGAGAGCAAUUAAAAUUGUAAAACAAUUGCAGAACGCUGAAUUGAAAGGCGAAGAGCAAUAACAAACGACCCGCGGCCAAAAUAGAAUGAUCAAAUUGAUUUAAUUAAAAAUUCAACAUUUCAUUUCGCCCGGCACAGCCCGGCAAUGAAAUUUUAACAAGAACCUUGAGCAAUGGCCGCCGGAACGGAAACGCAGCCAUUGCCAUUGGCAGUGCCCUCAGGCUCCGGUUCAGGCUCACGCUCAGGCUCAGGCUCAGACAGCGACUCCGGCACCUGCUGUUGACAGUUGUCACAUGCUCGGCCAAAGGCGCGCACGUGACGCCGCCCAACAACCCAGCAAGUGAAUGAAUGAAUGGCUGAAUAAGGAAAUGAAUGACCCAGCACCCGGGCACCCGGAUCCGAAACCAGAACCAGAGUCAGCCAUAUUCAAAAUUGAACGUUAAACGUUUGCACGUACAAAGCAUAAAUUCCAAGUGAAAUAAAGGCCAUUUGCCAUCAGGAAAAAGAGUCUACCGUAAUAGCGGAAAACGGACAGCAGCAGAAUGGUGAAAAUCGUGGCAUUCAAGCCACCCCUGGGCAUGGCCCUGCUUCUGGCCUGGUCACUCCUAACAAGGGUUGUGUGCGCCCAGAGUGAGGAGGGCCAUGCCACGGCCUCGGCUCGGGCUGCUGCCGACAGGAAGGAGCAGCAAUUGUCGCUCCAGCCCCUCGGCCUUAGCUACCAGAGCAUCCACCGCAUGCUGCGCGACGAGAACGAGCCGGCCAGCUUCAGGGGCGAGCAGCGUUACCAGCAGAAGCGUUUCAUCCAGACGAGGCAAAAGCGAGAGUUGAACGCGCCCGCUAACCGGCUGAACCUCACCAACCGCGGUCUGCGGCAGUACAACAGCAGCAGUGGCCAGUGGAAGGGAGACCUUCAGGUUAUCACGUCCAUGGAUCUGAGCAACAACCGCCUGAGCCGCCUCAGUAUCGAUCACUUCCAGCAGCUGCGGCAGCUGGAUGUGAGCAACAAUUCGCUGAGCGGAAUACCUUUGAGCCUGGCCGACACUAGUCCCACUCUACCGCUAGUGACGCUCGAUCUCUCCUGCAACCAGUUCAGCCGGCUGUCGUCCAACUUCUUUGUCCAGCGCCUGCCGCAGCUGCGGCACCUCAACCUGGCCCACAACCGGCUGGGGAACGUCUCGCGCGAGACGUUCUACAAUCUGCUGGAGUUGCAGACGCUCCUCCUCAGCCACAACAACAUCUCGGACAUUGACUACGAAACGUUCCUGGCUCUGCCCAACCUGCAGCACUUGGACCUGUCCCAGAACCGACUGAGUGGAUCGGCCAUUCGGGCCCUUCAGGGCAUACCCGACCUGGUUAGCCUCUCGAUCGCCCACAACCCACUGGUCGGGGCUGCCAUGCAGGAGUUUGUGGCUUCCUGGAGUCUCAAGGAGCUGGAUGCCAGUGGCACAGGCCUGUGCCAGGUGCCAGCCGCCCUCGCCCAGUCAGUGCGCACUCUGAAGCUCUCCGACAACUGGCUCAAGGCCAUCAACUGCGGCGACAUGGACAGCUACCCGUUGCUGCAGUACCUAGAUCUGUCCCAUUCUCGCAUUGCCCAUGUGGAGGACGAUGCCCUGGGCCGCUUGGAGCUGCUCGAGUUCCUGUUCCUCGAUCACAAUCUAUUGAUGCGAGUGCCUGGCAGUCUGCCCACCUCGCUGGAGCAUCUCUUUCUGCAGCACAACCAGAUAAUGGAGCUGCCGCCGCAGUCGUUUGCAGGCCUGACCAAUCUCCAGACACUGGAUGUGUCCGGCAAUCGCUUGAUUUUCCUGCCGGCUCUGGCGCUGCCCAAGCUGCUGACGCUCAACUUGCAGUCGUCCGGCGUGGAGAGUGUGAGUCAAUCGAUAGUGCACACACUGCCGCAGCUGCGAGACCUGCUGCUGGAGGAUAACCCCAUCAGGUGCAGUGAUCUGCUAGCAAUUGCCGAGUGGGCCAGUCCAUGCCGCGCGGUCGAUGUGGGUCAGCCGAGAGGGAAAAUCGAUUUGAAGCAGCAGUAUCUGCAGUUCCACGACUUUUAUGAGAACUUCAGCAGCCAGUGUGGCCGGAGGAUGGUGCUGCAAGGACCUGAAGGACCGCCCACUUGCAGCCUAACGGCAAUGGCAACGGCAGCGGCAACAACCACGCAGCGAACUAUGCCAAAAGUGAAAGAGUCAAAGGCACAAGACACAGCGGCAGGGACAGAGGCAACAACAAAGCAAUCAGCCGGUAACAACAUUGCUCAGUUAACCACAAAAACUUUGCGGCCAACAGAAACAACUUCGUUAGCGAAAAUUCAGCAGCAGCAGCAGCAGGAGCAGCAGGAGGAGCGGCGGCGACGGCAGCAACAAAUGCCUGGCAUGCCAACUGAAGCAACAACAUCGCAGAGCCUGCCAACUUUGGCUCAGACAAAGGCAACAACAGUGGUUCCCAUUUUGGCAAUGGAAACAGCCACAUCCACAACCAAACCCAUGGGACUUACAGUGCCAACGAACAUUAGCGAUUCUGCAAAAGCAGCAGCAACAACAACAGCGGCAACAGCAGCAGCAGAAACAGCUACAGCAGCAACAUCAACAACAGCAACACUAACAACAGCAAUUGAAGUGCCACAAACAAUUUUAGCUGCACAAAAAUCUGACAAAAUGCCAGCUCAAAAGCGAACAGUUGAUAAGGCAGAUGAGACUUUAUUAAAAGACUCGGCGACAGAUCCAGCCACGACAGCCAGGACAACAACAGAAAUGGCUACAAGCGACAUAUCCGGUCAAGCAGCAACCCUGGCGCCACACAAACAUCCAACGCUGCAGCUGCAUAUUAAGGAUCGCCAUCUAAUUGGCACACCCCUGCUCAUGCACAAGGGCGACGUCCUGCUGGUGGAUGCCGAGCAGUUGCUGCUACCCGGCACAGCCACGGUGGCGGAUGCGGAUGCGGAUGCAGCAUCGACGACAACUGGACGACAGCCAAAGGAGCAGGAAAACCGGCAGACGUCUUCUGAUAAGCGGCAACCGGAAACAAUAAAGGGCGACACAAAGUCGGCAACAAAGACCAAGAAGAAGCCAUCGCUGAGCAUCAAAAAGAUGACCUACAGCACCAAGCAUGCCGCCACGAAGAUGCCACCAGUGUCCACAGCAGUACCAACCACGCCACGGACACAGCACCAGCACAGCAGUGUGAAUACGCCCAAGGACGCAGCCAUGGAAGAGCUGAGUACGUUUGCCCAGCUGAAGGCCUACGUGGAGCUGAAGAGCGAGUCCAAGCCGGAGCACUUGAUGGACCAGCGGCUGGAGGGCCAGCAGACCCUGUCGAGCGGUCACCCCGGCGUGAUGCUGCUGCUGGGCUGCGUUUUGGUCGUUGUGCUGCUUGCGGGCCUGGCCCACGUCUACCGCUGUGAGGUGCCCUGGCAGCGACGCGGCCGUCCCGGACAGAUGCGGCCGCAUCAUCAGCGCCAGUUCAACGAGAGCGACGAUGGCCACAGUUUCCUGAACUAUCAGGGAUCUGCGGGCAGCUGCGCAGAUCCUGCACGCCUCCAGAAAUGGCACCACAGCACCCGACGCGAGGCACCCUACAGUUCGCCGCUGCACAAUCUCCAGGCCCGCGAGCUGCAGCGGGAGCAGAACCGGCUGCAGCGAUGCCAGCAAUUUUAUAGCGCUUCGCUGGCCAGCAGCGGCUCGUCGGGCAGCAGUCGCAGCAGCCUGCAGUCGCCCAGCCACGAGGAUAGCUACUCCAUCGAGAUGGCCCCCAGCAGCCCACCCGCUCUCCUGGGCAUUGACGGCGCUGUGCCCAGCCUGCCCAUGGAGCUGCUCAGCAGUAGCAAUUCCCGCCGUGCCGCAGCUGCAGACAGAAUGGCAGCCACCGACCUCGGUGGAGCAACAUUGCCGGUCAUUAAAUCAGUGAGCAGCAGGCUGAUGGCCCCCAGCUCACGGCGUCUGGGUAUCUGGUGACAAACCGUCUUUGGACAGCGGCAGUACGCGCCCUUCCAGUAGAGCAAGUCAAGCGAGUAGAGAGUAAGGUCCUCCCAGUCGGCACGCCACCCUCACCCUCACACCCCUUUCCCUUCCCCGGAAACUGUCAGCUGCCAACUGUGCAAAAUGAGUCAUAAAGUUGAGAGGCUCCCAGGCGCCAGCCAGAGCCCCGGUUCGGUUCAGUUCUCAGUUCCGGAAACGACAGAAUUUCUUUAGAACUUUCUUAUCCAAUAUUACAUAUAUUUACUGUCAGUGCGGCUAUCAAAAUUUGUAAGUGGUUAAGAGAGAGAGAAAAAUCCAGAUCAACAUUCUAAAGAUUCCCCGAAAUCGGAGCUGAGAACGUUAUUGCCAAUACUAUAUAAGUUACAUCGAGUUUGCCGCUCAGUUGAUUUAUGCUGCUUCGCCGCCCACACGUUGCAGGCCUCUUAGCGUUAGGUUAAGGCUAGCAGCAACAAUUUGUCAUAAAUUGCCGUUACGUAUACGCCGAGUGCGACCAAACAACAGUAGAGGGAGAGGCUGAGGCAGCAGCAGAGGCCUGGCCGCUAGACAGGCAGCCAAAUAGCCCACGCUAGCAAAGUUUUUAUGAGCCAUUCACGAGUGCCCAGCCGAAUCCCCUGCCAAUUUGAUGUCCAUCUUGUGGUCGUAUUUAGGUCAGUUUACUGGCGGCCAGCGCCGUGUGUGGGCCAGUUAACUUUAUAUAAGUGGCCUGUUCCAAGUUUUGCCAAGAUUAAGUGUUGUGAUAGUCAUGCAUAUAAAAAUGAAAUAUCGAUCAAGUAUUAAAUAACAGUUUAGUUUAUGACAGGCUCAAUUCCUCGACUGCCCGAAGCCAGAAAUCAAAAAGAUCUGGCAGCAGAUGCUGACCAAGGCGGAUAAAUGAGGGGAAAUUGCUUGGCACUGAAAUCUUCAAGUGAAAAAAGACGGACGGACGGACGGCCCACUUUCGGCAAUGCACCCCUUUCGUUGAGCCUCUUCUAACACAUUCAAGCGUCCAUUGAAGCCCUCCUGUCUCUGUCCUGUUCGAUGCUUGACUACAUCUUAACCUUGUUUCCCUUCGGCUUCAGAUUCCAGUGUUUAAAUUGCAAUCUAAUUAAAGUUUUGCCCCCCUUUCUGUCCUUUCGACAAUUUCUCAGGGAAUUCGAGUCUCCCCCAGAGCUGGACACACAGCAACCCCUCAAUUGCCAAAGUGUUGCCAUCCGGCAUUCUUCUUCACCCCAUUUGAAGAUGCCGCCCAGCAACCACCAAAACAAUCAGCCCUCACUUAACCUCAUUUUACAAAUUGACCAACACAACAUAUGGUGUAAAUCCAGCGCAAUGGCCAGACAUCUAAUCCGCCACGCCAAAAGUGAAAUGUUGUAAAACUAUUUGGAGAUACUAUAUAUACACUCGUACGUAGAUCCAUCCAACGGACAUAGAAAUAAUGUGCCAGCAAAUCAAAUUACCAGACACGCGGCCCGCUGCUUCAGCCAUAGAAACGACUUUGAGGGGAGGACAAAUGGGGAAAAGGAACAGGGACAGGGACAGGGGAAAGGCCGUAGACAUUCGUACAAACACAGAACACAACAAUUACAUUAAGACACGAUAAAAAGUUGUGCAACAAUCUUGCGUCCCACAAACACUCGACCCCCAACCACUGAACCGAACUGAACUGUACUGAGCUGAGCAGAGCUAAAGGAACUGAGGCAACUGUAGCAGGAACUGGAGAAAGAGGAAUAGAACCACAAUCAUUGCACAGCUUUUUCAACUUUUUGUGGCUUUGUAAUUGGAAUACGAAUACAAGAAGAAGGCGCGUGCACACGAGCGGCGACAGCAACAGGAAGUGGCCGAAAGUGGAGCAGAGAGAUAGAUAUGGGAUAAAGUAGAUAGACGUUACAACAAGGCGUUCGAGCGUACUCCUUGGGCAAUUCUGAAGGAUUUAUUUUUCGGCCACAAGCCGAAAUACCCCGCAAAACAAGCGCUCCGCUCCGAACAACAAUUAAAGUAAUGCUGACCAACAACCUACGGCCCGACUUGGGUGGGAUUAUAUGGCAGGAAGACGGACCGAAGGAUGGAUGGACGGACUGCAGGGUCGGUCCGAGUUGAGUCCGAUGGCAGGACGCACAAAAUCUUAAUUAAGGAACUUCCAAGUGGGCAAGUGUCAGGGGCAGCAGGAGGCAUUUUUUUUCGUAUUUUUUUUUUUAGGAGUUUAAGGAAACCUUUUUAUUUUCGACUUGCCAGCUCAGCACAAAAUUCGCCUACAAAAGAAACAGUAAGCCGGACAAGGACAGACAGUGGGUUCGGAAGUGGAAGGGAGGACCGCCUACAAUGGACAGACCCAAAGUCCGGUCUGGUCCGGUUUUGUUCGCUUCGGUCCUGGAGCAUUGUCAAAUUUAAUGAAGGUUUCCCCCACUCUUCUCCUUUGACACAGCGCAGCUGGCCAAGAUUUACGAAGUUUUCCAGCCACGAAGUGAGAGGACCAACUCAAAUGAGUUAAUUCGAUAUUUGACACUUUGGGAGAGAGCACAGCACAUUCCACACAAUCUCGGUAUGUGAAGGGACCCAGAUCUCAGAUCACACAUUUCGGAACCCACUCCCAAAGACCCCUCCAUGGAACAGUCGACUUUUGUCUUUGCUGUGCAGUUAAUAAAGUUGGUCUAGGGCCAGGGCCAGAGCGUAAUUAUUUGCCUGCUAAAUGGCUUUUGGACGACAUUUCGGGACCGUAAAUGGGGGCGAUUUAGAAAAUUAUGUGAAAAUAAGUUGCCUUUUGUUUGGCUAUUGGCCGCUGGCAGUUGGCAGUUUCCAGUUGGCGGUCGUUGGUCGUUGGUCGUUG